CUACAAUAGUUGCGGGUUCGCGCUUUUUCUGUGAUAACGGGCCGCGUUCCGCAAAGUCGAACUUUUCAUUCAAGUGGUUUCGUCGUUUUUCUGUUGGGCGGUUUGUGUUUUUCAGUUGAUAUGUGUUGGGAUUGAUACUUUUCCUGGCGUUUCUCGAUUGGUCCAUGGCUGGCACAUUCGCCUCUCUCGGCACCCAUGGUUGCCUCCAGUAUCCCGCCACCAGGUUCAUCCAGCAAAGAAAGACAACGCGACUCAGGCUACGACCAAUCCCUCUCGUCAAACUCGCCAUCCUCAUCGACUCUAAGAACCCAACAUAUCGACGUUAGGCAGUUAUGCCAUUUUUACAAUUUUUCCGCUAACCUAAUCUCGACUAGAGAUCCUUUCUUGCCAGCCUGUCUUUUAAACGUUUACCCAACAUUGUGAUUUUUUUAUAUUACUUGUACAAAUUGAAAAAGUGUCCUUAUAGAGAACAGAAACGUCUGUAUACCUGAUUUAGGAUAGACUGAAGUGUCCUUACGACUAGGAACAAGAUUAGCAUAUCGUAGCUCAUAGGUUUUAUACUGAUUUUUUGGAUUUGAAGUCUACGUUCCGACCUGAUAUGGCGAGACAGUCGAUACGAAGUGCCAGAAAACAAUCGAUAGAUAAUCAAAGAAGAAUUAGAGCUAAUGAUAAACAAUACAAUUCUCAGUUUCGCUAUGCGAACAACUACAUCAAAACAUCAAAGUAUUCUCUCCUUACAUUCCUGCCUCUGAACUUGUUCGAACAAUUCCAACGACUGGCCAACUUCUAUUUUUUGUGCCUUCUUGUCCUGCAGCUAAUUCCAGCUAUUAGCAGUUUGACUCCAGUGACUACAGCUCUACCCUUAAUUGGAGUUUUAGGGUUGACGGCGGUCAAGGAUGCCUACGAUGAUAUUCAAAGACAUUUAUCGGAUUCCCAUGUGAAUAACAGAAAAUCCAGAGUGGUCCGAAAAGGUCAACUUGUACAGGAACGAUGGUCCAACGUCCAAGUAGGCGAUGUUAUCCGUAUGGACAACAAUCAGUUUGUCGCUGCCGAUAUUUUGCUGUUAACCAGCAGCGAGCCAAACGGUCUAUGCUACAUAGAAACGUCAGAGUUGGACGGGGAAACCAAUUUGAAAUGUCGCCAAUGCCUUGUCGAGACCGCCGUCAUGGGCGAGGAUAACGACCUGCUGAGCAGGUUCGAAGGCGACAUAAUAUGCGAGCCACCCAACAACCUUCUGAACAAAUUCGAAGGUGUGCUCACACUCAAGAACAAGCAGUACCCCCUGGACAAUGACAAGAUCAUCUUGAGAGGCUGCGUGCUGAGGAACACAAACUGGUGCUACGGCGUCGUCGUCUUUGCUGGCAAAGACACGAAGCUGAUGCAGAACAGCGGCAAGACCAAGUUCAAACGGACAAGCAUAGAUAGACUACUUAAUUUUUUAAUUAUAGGGAUAGUAUUUUUCUUAUUGUCAAUGUGCCUUUUCUGUAUGGUCGCGUGCGGCAUAUGGGAGUCUCUGGUGGGACAGUACUUUCAGAAAUUCUUGCCCUGGGACAGUCUGGUGCCUUCGGAUCCUUUAGCCGGUGCCACAAUCAUAGCUUUACUAGUUUUCUUUUCCUACGCCAUCGUACUGAACACUGUAGUUCCCAUAUCGCUCUACGUAUCUGUCGAGGUUAUACGUUUCGUACAGAGUUUUUUGAUCAACUGGGACGAGCAGAUGUACCAUGAGAAGAGCGGGACCCAUGCCAAAGCCAGAACUACCACCCUGAACGAGGAGUUAGGACAAAUCGAGUACAUAUUCUCCGACAAGACCGGCACCCUGACGCAGAACAUCAUGACCUUCAACAAGUGCUCCAUAGGCGGCAGAUCGUACGGCGACGUCGUAGACGCUCGCACCGGCGAAAUAAUCGAGAUAACGGACGAGAUCGAACCCCUCGACUUCUCCUUCAACCCGGACUACGAGCCGGAGUUCAAGUUCUACGACAAGAAGCUGCUGGACGCGGUCAAGCGGAAGAACGAGGACGUGUUCGCGUUCUUCCGUCUGCUGGCGCUCUGCCACACCGUCAUGUCGGAGGUGUCGGACGGAAAGCUCGAGUACCAGGCCCAGUCGCCGGACGAGGAGGCGCUAGUGUCGGCCGCGAGGAAUUUCGGCUUCGUGUUCAGGGAACGCACCCCGAACACCAUCACGAUCGAGGUGAUGGGCACCAAGGAGGUUUACGAGCUGUUGUGCAUCCUGGACUUCAACAACGUACGAAAGAGGAUGUCUGUGAUACUGAGGAGGAACGGCCAGUUGAGGCUCUAUUGCAAGGGGGCGGACAAUGUUAUCUACGAACGUUUGAAGAAGGGGAACGACGAGAUCAAGCACGCCACCCAGGAACAUCUGAACAAAUUUGCUGGAGAGGGUUUGAGAACCCUUUGUCUAGCCUCCAGGGACCUGGACGAAGAUUUCUUCAACAACUGGAAGUUGAGGCACCAACAGGCCGCCAUAGCCCUAGAGGGAAGAGACGAACAACUUGACGCCAUCUACGAAGAGAUCGAGAGGGAUAUGAUGCUGAUUGGAGUGACGGGUAUUGAGGAUAAACUACAGGACGAUGUGCCCAGAACUAUCUCCAACCUCAUCCUGGCAGGGAUCAAGAUCUGGGUCUUAACUGGUGAUAAACAGGAAACCGCUUUGAACAUCGGCUACUCCUGUCAGCUGCUGACGGACGAUCUCGUCGACGUCUUCAUAGUGGACGCGUCCACCUACGACGAGGUGCAUCAGCAGCUCAACAAGUUCAAGGAGAACAUAAGGAUAGUGAACACCUUCCACCCGUGCAGUCCCUCCGGCAUCCAGAUAGGUACCACCAACGGCAAGCUGAAUUCUACCCAUAGACUGGCAGGAGAAUCCACGCCGCCCCACGUAAAGAGCCCCCCGGCAGUCAGUAUCGUCACAUUCAGGUGGGAUCACGGUGAUGAUGACAAUGAAAUUCGUGAAAAUUUGAGAGCAAGCACUCAACUCGAGUACCAUGAACCUAAUACAUCCCAAGUGGAAGAUACUCAGGCGGGUUUUGCCAUAUUAAUAAACGGACAGUCUCUGGUGCACUGUUUGCAUCCGCAAAUGGAGAGGCUUUUCGUCGAAGUGGUGAUGCAGUGCAAGUCCGUGAUCUGCUGCAGAGUUACCCCGCUUCAGAAGGCCCUAGUGGUCGAACUGAUAAAAAAGACAAAACACGCUGUUACGCUGGCUAUUGGAGACGGAGCGAAUGAUGUUUCCAUGAUAAAAGCCGCGCACAUCGGAGUGGGUAUAUCAGGACAAGAGGGAAUGCAAGCCGUUUUAGCUUCGGACUACUCGAUAGCGCAGUUCAAAUACCUGGAACGUUUGUUGUUGGUGCACGGUAGAUGGUCCUACUACAGGAUGUGUAGUUUCCUAAGAUAUUUUUUCAAUAAGAAUUUUGCCUUCACACUGUGUCACUUGUGGUACGCCUUCUUCUGUGGAUUCAGUGCCCAGACUGUAUUCGAUCCUAUGUAUAUAUCAGUAUAUAAUCUAUUUUACACAUCCUUACCCGUCCUAGCUGUUGGCAUAUUCGAUCAGGAUGUCAACGAUAAAAACUCCAUUCUGUAUCCUCAGCUGUAUAGGCCAGGUCAUCUGAAUCUGUUUUUCAACAAGAUGGAGUUCUUCUGGAGCGCCCUGCAGGGUUGCUAUGUGUCCAUAGUAUUAUUCUUCAUACCGUUUGGUACUUAUUACGAUGCUGUGAGCCCCAGUGGGCAAGGUUUAUCCGAUUACAUGUUACUAUGUAGUGUAAUGGCUGCUAUUCUUGUCAUUGUUAACACUGCACAGAUCGCCCUUGACACCUCCUACUGGACAACGGUGAACCACAUCAUGAUAUGGGGUUCCCUGACGUUCUUUUUCCUCAUGGACAACUUUUACAAUUUCGUCGUGGGCGGUCCAUAUGUUGGUUCCUUAAUUAAAGCCAUGAGCGAGGCGAACUUCUGGUUCACCACUGUUCUCGUGGUGACGGUUUCCGUCAUGCCGGUGCUAGCCUGGAGGUUCUAUUUCUUCGACGUGUCGCCAACCCUCACCGACCGCGUCAGGCUGAAGCAGAGAGUGGACCAGGUGCGCUCGAGACACAGCCAGGACGUGAUGAGGACGCCGUCCGCAAGGAGGGCCAGGAGGUCGAUCAGAUCCGGCUACGCAUUCGCGCACCAGGAGGGCUUCGGUAGGCUGAUAACCUCGGGAAAGAUCAUGCGCAAGAUGCCAAAUCCAGAGUUCAACAUUUCCAAUAUAAUAAGGUUCAGAGAUUCGACGAAGGAGCCGAAAGAGAGCGAUCCUAGUAGAUCUGUUGGCAACAACAGUGAUGUGCGCGCGCCAAUGCAAGAUCUAGAUACCAUAAAUUUGUGAGGUUAGGUCAGCUGGCAUUUUACAAUGCCAGUUGCACAAAAAAGUUUCAAAAUCGAUAGUGGUGCUUUGUUAAUUUUUAAAAACUCCAUAUUUAUUAAUUAAGGUUAAAACCAGUUUUAUUUUUUCCUCUUUUUAUAGUUUUAUAUUUGAAGUAUUUUGAAGUGAUAUAGCAGUAUUUAAUGUAUUAAAUAUUUAUGUAGCAUUUACAGCGUAAUGUCCAACUGUUGCAAUAUGAAGAGUACUAUAACAAAAUAAAUGACUUAUCUCUAUUCAAUUAUUUGGAGCACAUAUUGCUGCAGUUUUCUUCAUUCUAAUCAAAAGAACGAAUAUUUCAUUCGAUAAUUUCAACAAACAGUGAUCAGUUUUGGAAUAGUGUUGUAUUUUUCAUAAUUGUAGCCGUCCUUUCUUAGAAAUACACACGGAGGGUCAAGUAGGAAUUUAAUUUCAUUAUAAAACCUGCUUUUGACUAGAGGCAGGUCGAGAUCAGUAAUUUUUGGACAAAAUCUGUUUGUACAAGGACAGUGUUUCUUUUUUUUUCCUGAUCUUCUUUAUGAAUCGUAAAAGAUGGGCGUCAGUGAAGACUCUUGUGAUUUUAGGAAUAUGCAUUGGUAACUAAUUCUUGGUCAUAAGAUGGUACGUGUUUUUUUCUAAAACUCUGACUGAUAAAAUGAACCAGACUCAACUGAACAUGAUAGUCUCAUUUCCAUCAGUUUAAGUGGUCCCUCUCCUAGACCCUUCGCUUAUAUCGGAGAAAUAUGAAUACAGUCAAUAAAAUAGAUUAGGUGGAGUUGCCUUAAAAAAAAUUGUUCUAAGUGAAAAUUUAUAUUGUAUGAACUCUCGAAGAGUGUCAGUAUUUGGCAAUAAAUUUGGAAAAACAAGUAAUAUUCUUCAUAGUUUGGUAGUACAUUAGAUUCCUUAGAAUAUUUAUCAUGCUAUUAUACUUAGAAGAGAGGAAAACUGUUUGUUGAAAUGAUUUCUGUGUAUACUUUUACAAAUUAUUGUUUUUCUUCAAAGCGGAACCCAAAUAUUAUAUUGUUGAAAUUUCUGCAGAAUAUUUUUUUUACAAAAUUGGUACGAAUGUUACAAGGUUAAAAAUUCGGAAAUUUAUUGUUGUUUCAUUACUUUUUCUAAUCAUAGUCAACUUAUCAUCAGAAUUUAUUUUCAAAAGUAUUAUUCACAUUUUAAUUUUCCCACAUCUCAUUCACUGAAUGAAUUAAUAAAGCACUGAGUUGCUGUAAGUUGUCUAAGCUUUAAUGGAGUAUAUAUUUUAAUGAUAAAACUGUUGAACCCAAUGUGUAUGUUCAUGGGUUACUUAAUUACUAGUACUGUUAAAAGUUGUUUUCUUUUAAGCUUUUUGAUUUUUUUACAUGAAUUUUUAAAAUUAAGUCCAAAAAUUUUUAAUCUUUUUACGAAUUAAUUCAUUCUAAAUAUACCCUUGUUACUUUCUUUGCAAUAUUUGAAUAAUAUGAUCAAUUAUUUUUCCUAAUUAUAGAAGUUGCUAGUCAUUAUAAUGUUACAAUUAAUUAUAAAGAAAUAUAAAAUGUAAAUUCUUGUUUUUGUAUAUAAACGUUUAUUUUUGA
This is a messenger RNA of Coccinella septempunctata (seven-spotted ladybird), 5952 nucleotides long. It is a transcript of the gene ATP8B, whose product is annotated as probable phospholipid-transporting ATPase IM. The record is from RefSeq and is a predicted model, not a curated record. Gene Ontology annotation, molecular function: magnesium ion binding; ATP hydrolysis activity; ATPase-coupled intramembrane lipid carrier activity. Gene Ontology annotation, cellular component: plasma membrane. Lineage: Eukaryota; Metazoa; Arthropoda; Insecta; Coleoptera; Coccinellidae. Gene Ontology annotation, biological process: phospholipid translocation; Golgi organization. The transcript has 15 exons. The coding region runs from base 599 to 4372 and encodes 1257 amino acids.